GAUGAUUUGGUCGACUGCAUCAUAUCUUCUGAAUUACGCUUUUAUGAUGAAAGAUUCCGUCUUUUGUGUUUCUUAUCAAAGAUGUUUGUCAAUCGUUUAGAGAUUUUCGAGAGGAAUUUAAGACUCUAUAGCAACAAAAAGCAGCCAGUCCAGAUUUUGGCUUCGCGAGGAUAUCACUUUCCAUUGCGAAAAUGCGUUUAACCAUUGCGACUAUAUUUUGCCUCACUGUUGCUGCAUGCAGUGCGAAACCGGAUAAAUCAUCACUGCAUACUUUGGAGGAGGAUGUAAAUCAAGCCAUUUACCUUAGUACAAAAACAUCCUACGACAUUGACAUCCUUUCCGCAAGAAUAAGCAUGCUGGAGCUUGAGCUUGAAUUCACCGCCAAAGAAUUAUUCCUGGAUAUUCAAACUUUGAUAAGACAAUUGCUUUUCUCAGAAGACGCCGAGAGAGUUAUUGCGGAGAUGGAUAAAACGGGAAGUACGAUUGUCGCAAACGUUCUACGUCUUAAUGAAGCAAUCGGGAAAGUUCGCACUGCCUUGACAGCGGUCCAGGAUAAUUUGGCAACCACCAACUACGGCGCACUAAGCAGCAGCCAGCUUUUGCUGGAGUCCUACGUGGACAGCUUCAAUUUGGCGUAUGAUCUCGGCAGGGAAAAUAUCAUCCUCGGGACUAAUAAUUUGGUCCUCCUGCUUCAAAGGGAACUGGAAGGAAUCACUGAUCCUUUGGUAGAAGCUAUUGAAAGAAUGGCAAAGGAAAUUCAGACCAUUUUGCUGACGGAGCAGGGAUAUCUGGACAAUGCAAGACUCUCCUUUGAUCAAAACAAAGAUGCGUUAUUUAGUAUUCUGGCCAGCAUUAUCGCACAAAAUCCCAACUCUGAAGUCGCUGAUAAGAACCCUCGAUUCCCAGCAAUGAAACUGCGUUCAGCUUUGAAGCAAAAGUAGGAUAGGAGAAAUGUUAAAACGGGUGGAUAAAUUAUGUGUCAUAUUAACUCUUGUAUUUUAAAUAAAUUAUGCUAUGUGCA
This is a messenger RNA of Cloeon dipterum, 1021 nucleotides long. RefSeq lists its product as uncharacterized. Bases 192 to 941 code for a protein of 249 amino acids. The transcript has 4 exons. The record is from RefSeq and is a predicted model, not a curated record. Lineage: Eukaryota; Metazoa; Arthropoda; Insecta; Ephemeroptera; Baetidae.